This is a messenger RNA of Zasmidium cellare ATCC 36951, 1353 nucleotides long. RefSeq lists its product as uncharacterized. Lineage: Eukaryota; Fungi; Ascomycota; Dothideomycetes; Mycosphaerellales; Mycosphaerellaceae. Gene Ontology annotation, cellular component: cytoplasm. Bases 1 to 1353 code for a protein of 450 amino acids. The record is from RefSeq and is a predicted model, not a curated record. Gene Ontology annotation, biological process: charged-tRNA amino acid modification. Gene Ontology annotation, molecular function: tRNA adenosine(64)-2'-O-ribosylphosphate transferase activity. The transcript has 2 exons.
AUGAGCACACAACAACCCCUCCGCGAAUCCGAUCUCAUCUUCUCAUCCGCUUCAUCAGCACUGAAAGAUGCCCUCGGCGAACUCAAGCGCGCAAACUUGUCGAUCAAGAAUCGACUUCGAUCCAUCAAAGAAGACUCGGAAUUCGUGACCAAAGUCGCAGACGCUUUCGAUCUACCGUUGGUAGCCAACGAGAGAUGUGGCAGCUGGUAUAUACCGCCUGAUCGCAAGGCUGGGAGCGCGUACUUCAAGUCUACGGAUGGACAUUUUCAUCAAUGGGGGUUUAGUUUGAGGAGGUUGAAUUUGCAGGUGUUGGAUGCGUUGGGGAAACAUGGAGGAUGCGUUAUCGUCGACUCUACACGGCGAGGCAAGAGCAUGCCAGAUGCUUUGUCCAAAACUAUUCCGAUCUGGAUCACGGUUCUGAACCGUCUAAUCUUCCCAGACGAUGCUGAAUCUCAUGAUUUGAGGACGCCGUUGGAUGUGGUCUCUGAGUCUGAGCAUGUUCAGAUUGAGUCUCGUCUAGGUGAAUGUGUUGAAGCUGCUCGAGGACUCAAGUUGGACCUCCAGCGGCUUCGGGACAAGCUACAUAACAGGCGUAUCCAGGUGACCUGGCAACGUCCGGGAGACACUUUGCCGGAGAGACUUGACGGAGAUGUGUCAAAUCUGAUUGUACUCUGUACGGCUUCGAAUCAGACCAGCAACGAGACUUCCGCGACCUCAGAUUAUGUUCAAGGAGCAGCUGACGAUCCGGAGAGCUGGUCUCACGGGCUUGAUUCGUCUUGCUUCUGGAGCCAUCAGGAAGAAUUGCUGUCGACUGCGGAAGAUGGUUUGCCCAAUCUGAUCUCAAAACUGAUGGCCCAGGCGAAAUCGUCGUCUUCUGCGCGGUCGCCAGUGCUGAUAAAGCCAACGGGGAGUCUCUGGAUCGGCGAUAAUGCCUCAGCUGCGAGCCCGGGGCACGAUUUCGACAUUGUGAUCUCGUGCAGUACCAAGCCGGCCGCAUCGCAGUCAACCGCCUCGAAUCAUCAACACGUGCAUCUUGCAUGCUCCACGGGCAAGAUUGGAAGCCGUCAGCUUCGUACACAACUGCCAAAACUGGAGCAACUACGAUCAACACUUAGCCCUUCAAGUAAAGUCCUUCUGACUUGCGAGUCUGGCAAGGACCUGGCAGUCGGCACAGCACUAGCUAUACUUUGUCUAUACAUCGACGAGCAAGGAGCAUUGAACCUCCAAAGUCAUGGGGAAAGCGUCAAUAAGACGAUGAUCAAGCAGAGGCUUAGCUGGAUCAUGGUGUCCAUGCCAGAUGCAUCGCCUAGCAGAGCCACUUUGCAAAGUGUGAAUGCGUUUUUGAUGGGUUGA